CACAUGGAACAUCCAUUAGCCAGCAACCACUCACCACUCGCCUCGGACCGAGAGAGGCGUAUCUACAUAUACCCUUGGUCCUUCUUUUCUUCCCUUGCCAAUAAUAUGUCCAACUAUACCUUCCAAUUAAAUAUUCUUCUUUUUCAUCACCGAUUUCUUGUCUCGAGUUCGAAAUGCUCGGAAUUUUCGGGGCAAAGCGCAAGGCUGACUUCCUCGGUUCGUGGGAUAUUAGGACGGACGAGGAGGAGGCGUCGAGUGGACAAACAACCCCCAACCCGAGUGGACUGGAUAAGAGACUGCCCGGAAUAUCCCAUGGCUUUCAUCAGUUACUGGGGGCGAAAGAUACACCUCCAGCAACGCCGCGGGGUACCACCUCUGCUGGUAGCGCGUUGAACGGAGUCACAGCAGUGGGAGGUGGAGUAGUAGGAACAGUGGGAGGAGGAGCCACAACAGCGGGAGGAGGAGUAGGAGGAGGGGGAGGAGUAGGAGCAGCAGCUGAGGAGAGGGUCAAGAGUCCGGCGGUCAGGGCCACCCCCUCGCCCUCCCCGACAAACCCGCCAGUCGGUCCGCCCAGAGGCAAGUUAAUAGUCAAGAUCAUAGAGGCAAGGGAUCUGGUCCCCAGCAAAUAUCCCUACGUCGUUUGCACGUUCGAGAGCAACGAGUUUAUAUCUCAGGGCCCACGACGGUCAUUCGAUGCAGCCGAGGGACACGGGGGAGACAAGAGUCCUCGGCACAGCAGCAACGGGAAGGCGUCGUCGCCGAGCGGCGUGGGCAGGAGCAUUGCGAUCCCUAUGACCAGCCGCCAGAGCUCGAGCACCAGUCUCUCGGAGAUGCAAGGACAGAAGAACGGCCCGACCUCGGGCGCCGGCUCAACGAAUCCGAAAUGGGACCACAAUGCCGUAUUUGACGUCCUCGGCGAUCAUUCCGAGCUCGACGUAUCGUUGUACGAUCGCUCGAAUCAGGAGUACUUCCUGGGACACGUGCGAGUCUGUCCGUUGCUAAACCAUUCACAACCGGUUAUGGACGGUUGGUUUUCGCUGCAGGCACGGACGCCCAAUGAGAAUGUGACGGGAGAGAUUAAGCUGCAGAUAAGCUUCGAGAGGACCAGUAAGAAGCAUUAUGGACCCGAAGAUUUCGAGGUUCUGCGUUUGAUUGGCAAGGGUACCUUUGGACAGGUGUACCAGGUCCGCAAGAAGGAUACGGACCGGAUAUACGCUAUGAAGGUUCUGUCGAAGAAGGUUAUCGUCCAGAAGAAGGAGGUGGCGCACACGUUAGGCGAGCGGAAUAUCCUCGUUCGGACGGCUACUACCGACUCACCCUUCAUUGUUGGCCUCAAGUUCUCGUUCCAGACGCCCACGGACUUGUACCUGGUGACGGACUACAUGUCCGGCGGAGAGUUGUUCUGGCACCUGCAGAAGGAGGGUAGGUUCAAGGAAGACCGCGCAAAGUUCUAUAUCGCCGAGUUGAUAUUGGCAUUGGAGCACCUGCACAACCACGACAUCGUCUACCGAGAUCUCAAGCCGGAAAACAUCUUGCUGGACGCCAACGGCCACAUUGCAUUGUGUGACUUUGGACUGUCGAAGGCGAACUUGGCGGCUAACGCCACCACCAACACGUUCUGCGGAACCACAGAGUACCUGGCACCGGAGGUGCUGCUGGACGAUCAGGGAUACACUAAGAUGGUUGACUUCUGGUCGUUGGGCGUACUGGUGUUUGAGAUGUGUUGCGGAUGGAGCCCGUUUUACGCCGACGAUACCCAGCAGAUGUAUAAGAACAUCGCGUUUGGAAAAGUCAGGUUUCCACGGGACGCAUUGAGUCUGGAGGGCCGCAACUUUGUCAAAGGGUUGCUUAACCGGAAUCCGAGACAUCGUCUGGGAGCGACCUACGAUGCGAAAGAGCUACGAGAGCAUCCCUUCUUCGCUGACGUGGAUUGGGUACAACUACAGCGCAAGAACGUGGUGCCACCGUUCAAGCCCACGCUCAGCUCCGAAACCGAUACCUCAAACUUCGAUCCAGAAUUCACCAACGCUCCAAUGACCGGCUCACUGAACGCUCGCGCCGCCGCCCUCGCCUCGGCCAACAUGCCCGCCAGCACCCCACUGAGUCCCGGCAUGCAGGCCAACUUCCGCGGCUUCACAUUCGUCGACGAGAGCAGCAUAGACGACCACUUCUCGGGCCGGGACGAAUUGGAGCCUAUGGACGAGGACUCGGAAGACCACUGGGACGAGCGUUGCGACAGCAGAUCGCACUACGACUCAUCAAGAGGCGGGAACCAUCGCAUGAGCGGUGUUAUGCGCACCGGAGACGACGAGGGGGGCGUCUUUGGGAACGGAGGGAUGGAGAUCUGAUCUGAUCCGGUUCGGUUCGGUACGGAAUGGGACGGGAUAUGUGAAAUACGUUCGCUCUAUGGAUUUUUUUUCUCUCUUGAUCUCGAUUUUUCUUUUCUUUCUUCUCUUCUUCUUUUCAUUCUCGUACGAGCUAUUCUUUGGUAUCAGGUAUUCAAAAAAAUUACCGUACGUACGGAUAAGUCGAUGUGCAUCGACUUGUGUAUUUGAUGGGAUUGGGGAUUGUAUGGUUAAUAGUUUGUGACGAUAGCCGUAGUACCGUAGGGGACCCGGGAUGGCAUGGUAGUUAUGCAUGACAACAUGAAAUUUGAAAUGUGAUUUUGAAGAUUGUUUUACC
Messenger RNA from Tricharina praecox, 2682 nucleotides. Its product is annotated as serine/threonine-protein kinase sck1. The transcript is spliced from 5 exons. The coding region runs from base 174 to 2348 and encodes 724 amino acids. Gene Ontology annotation, biological process: protein phosphorylation. Gene Ontology annotation, molecular function: protein serine/threonine kinase activity; ATP binding. NCBI's taxonomy places the organism in Eukaryota, Fungi, Ascomycota, Pezizomycetes, Pezizales, Pyronemataceae. The record is from RefSeq and is a predicted model, not a curated record.